UCAGACAUAAGCCGCUGGAGGACUUGACGCGGGCUAUAUUGAAAAAAAAAAAAACACAUGUUUAUACUUCUGGAAAGUAAAGAUGGCGACGGCAAUAUACUUGGAACAUUACCUUGACAGUAUCGAGAAUCUUCCAUGUGAGCUGCAGAGGAACUUCACCCUUAUGCGGGAGCUGGACAGCAGAACUGAAGAGAAGAAGAAUGAGAUCGACAAGCUGGCUGCGGAGUAUAUCGCGAACGUGAGGAAGCUGGCCUCGGAGCAGCGCGUGGAGCACCUGCAGAAGAUAGAGACAGCAUACAGGAAGUGCAAAGAGUACAGCGAUGAUAAGGUGCAGCUGGCCAUGCAGACCUACGAGAUGGUGGACAAGCACAUCCGGAGGCUGGAUGCUGACCUCGCCCGCUUUGAGAAUGAGCUGAAGGAGAAGCUGGAAAUCAGCAGCUAUGACGGACUGGAGAGGAGGAGCCUGAAGAGCAGCAACAAGAAAGGAAGCAGGAACCUCAAAGACAAGAAGGGCCCCAGGGGCCGCAGCAGGAAAGGCUCAGAUGACGAUUCGCCGAGGAAGAAGAAACUGAAGCAGAGCGCGGAGUUCAAUGAUUCGCUGCUGGCCGUGCACCCCUCUGAUGUGCUGGACAUGCCCGUGGACCCCAAUGAGCCGACGUACUGCCUGUGUCACCAGGUGUCCUACGGCGAGAUGAUUGGCUGUGACAAUCCUGACUGUCCGAUCGAAUGGUUUCACUUUGCCUGUGUCGAUCUUACUACUAAACCGAAAGGGAAAUGGUUUUGUCCCCGCUGUACCCAGGACAGGAAGAAAAAUAAGAUGUAAAUUUGUUUCAUUAAAUAUAUAUUUUGUGUAUCGGUAACAUAGUGUAAUAUAUUCAGUCCCUUUUUAAAUUGCCCAUGAUUUCCUACUUUUGGUCAAAGGCAAAAGCUUUUAUUUUUAAAUUUGCUGUUUUUGAAAUACUUGAAAUAAGUGGCAAUCCUCGUAUACCAUUGUAUACAGACAGAUUUUGAUGAACGUUGUGGCACCCCUGGGCACCAACGCUGUCAUUCCUGCGGACUCGAGCCGGGAGCGUCCCCUCCAGUUUUAACGUUUAUAGCUACCUCGUGGGCCAAGCUUGUGCACGGUUUCUGUGACUCUGAGCCCUGCCUGAGAUCCCAGAAUGCCAUGCGUUGCAUUCAGCAUGAACCAAAAAAAAAAAAGCUGUCAAUUUGGCUACUCCGUCCGAGGGGGGGGACACUACCUGCCCAAAUGAGUCCUUUGGAUUUGCGGGGGACAGUUGUUGCUGCGUCCAUCUGGCUGCCUGUACCGUCCCUUCGUGGUAUCUCCCAGCCAUAGUCUUUCACUUUCACUUUGUCCUCGUGUUAUUUUUAAUCGUUUUUUUUAAUACUCUGGCCUCCCCCAAUGAAACAUUAACCAAGCUGCCAUGUGAAGAUAAUUUGCUACAUGCUAAUUGGCUAACAGCUAAGCUACGCCGGUAACCAAAAAUCACUGCAAGGGGAAAAAGAGAUGGAUUAAUAGUGUGAACUUUCAGAACACACUGUUUUUAUUUUUUUAUUUUUACCCAGCAAUGUGUCAGCUAUGUAGUCAUCUGUCUCCUUUGUUUUAUUGUUAUUUCGUAAUUGUUUGUGGAAAAAAAUGCUAUCACCCAGCUCAUUGUACAGUAUGUGACACACCGAUCGGUCUGCAGGCCACAGCUUGGACACCUAACCGUCCGGCUUCAGUAUGCAGUACCUGUCAGGUGUCAGAGGGGGCAACCUGUACUAAUGUACUAUGAAAAGAUACUUCGUACUGGAGCCCCACAAUGCACUGGGUGUCUCACCCACAAAAUGUGUAUGAGAGGUGCAAUCACCUACAAACUGUUCUUUUGACAAAUUCCUCUACAGUAUUUAUGUUCCCUCAGUUGGGUCGGUGUUAAUGUGUACUGUGGGUCCCAAACAAUACACCCACAUAAACAGCACUGUGACUCAACCCGGUCAAUAACCCAGUCAGUUUCAAAUCCCAGUAACCACCCACGUUCUGCCCGUUUUGGAAGUUUGUUCAGGAAACUCCAAAUGCAUCUCCAUUGUGAUUGUAAGGUUAUUUUUUAUAUAACUGUGAAAAUAAAACAAUCUAGAUAUUGUCUUGUAACUUUAAGGGAACCUGUUAUAUUCUGUGUUGGCCACUAAGUGUUCAUACUUUGUAACUUGAAUGUUUCAUAUCAGCAACCAAAUAAACAUUUACCAGUAUUUACCGUACAUUAUCGUUAAUUAUCUCAUGUUGUGAACAUUCAUGCUGGUGGGAGUCCUGGUCGGCGGCAUUGGGACUUUAAUGGGGUUUAUUUUGUAAUUACUGCCACCUGUCUAACAUGCAUGUACUAGAAAAUUAUUUUAAGUAUUGUGAUUUUAACGUAUCCUUAAAUUUGCACUGAUUUAGUAGUCUGGAAUGUUUAGAACAGUCCUUGGAAACCUUGUAAUUGUAGAAUUAUCAAAAAUGUUAAGUAUAUUGUAAUGCUGUUCACAAUAUAUAACUGAUAUGUGUAGAGUAUGUUAUGUUCAAAAACAUGACUGUAAACAACUAGGAUGAUUAGAAAUCAGCUAUAUUGUCUGUUUCCUUUGUAAAACAAAAAUCUCAAUUCUUUUCUAUUUCAAAGGGUUUUAUAUAUCUAUAUAUUUUUUGACCAUGAAUGUUACCAAUAAAAGUGCUGUCCUCUCUGUA
Paramormyrops kingsleyae is the source of this 2695-nucleotide messenger RNA. It is a transcript of the gene ing5a, whose product is annotated as inhibitor of growth family, member 5a. Gene Ontology annotation, cellular component: nucleus. Gene Ontology annotation, biological process: positive regulation of apoptotic signaling pathway; regulation of DNA-templated transcription. The record is from RefSeq and is a predicted model, not a curated record. Lineage: Eukaryota; Metazoa; Chordata; Actinopteri; Osteoglossiformes; Mormyridae. Gene Ontology annotation, molecular function: chromatin binding.